Messenger RNA from Daldinia loculata, 1116 nucleotides. RefSeq lists its product as uncharacterized. Lineage: Eukaryota; Fungi; Ascomycota; Sordariomycetes; Xylariales; Hypoxylaceae. Bases 1 to 1116 code for a protein of 371 amino acids. The record is from RefSeq and is a predicted model, not a curated record. The transcript has 2 exons.
AUGCCUGGCCCAGACUUGUCCCUCCCGCCCAAACCGCCGGUGCCUAACUUCAACUCUCCAGUUAGUUCAAGUGUUCCUCGGAAGCCUUUGACGGCAUCCCAACCUCAGUACUCGACACCUUCAAGAUCGGCAGUAAGUUUCGACUCUCGGAAUCCUACGCGAUACUUGGUCCCUGUGCCAUUUCCUACUCCAGAAACUUAUCGGCUGUCUCCAUCCCCAAGCCUUUCGAAUCAAACCCCUCUUAGCUUCACACCACUUCAAGGUCUCCCUUCGCCAUCGGUACUUCCGUUAGGCGGGGUCACUGCCUUGCGUAACAUAACCCCAUCGCCUCAAUUUCAGUCGCCUACAAAUGGCGCUGUUGCCCAGCGACGACGUCAGAGAAAGCGCGACCCGAGGAUGCUUCCUUCUGCACGCUCGCCAUCUGAUCGUUCGCCACGUCCACGUCCUACGGGGAAACCCCCUCCAUGGAGAACCAAUCGACGUAGGGCUUACGUGAAUCCGAAUCCGUUCCAAACCCCAGAGCAAACUCGUACGCCUCUAGAAAAUAUGUCCGAGUAUCAUAAAUCACCCGAUGAACCCAUACGGUCAACAAAUUUACAAGAUCAUGCGGAUAGAAUAUCCCUUCUAAGAGCAGAAGACACCGAAGCCGUAAAUGCUACACAGCAGCAGGAAUCUUCCCGGAGCGGCACCGACCCCAUCCGUCAAUUAUUUGACUUGUAUCUAGACAAUGGCGUGAACUACCUCAACGACGAGGAGCAGGAAUUGCUAUGCAGGUACAUUGAUCCCGGGAAGGAAGACCAGCGAGACCUGGUGUACCGCGUGACAGAGCAGAUCCUCUGGUAUAACCGCAAACCUUCACUCACGUAUAGACUCGCAAAUUGGAUCUAUACCCGAGACAGUAACCACGAAGUCAUUUUUAGGUUGCUUUGCGAACGCUUAAACCUGCCAGACCCCGAAGAGGGAAAAGCGAUGAUGUCUCUAGAAGAAGUCAACGAGCUCAUGGACUGUCAGAUUGCCGUUGAUGCUUAUAAAAAAUGGCGGGAGGAAGAAAAGAAUCCGGAAGAACAAAAGGGCGGGAAAGAACACGAGUUUCGUCUUGACUUCCUUCGUCGCUGA